GCUGCAGAGGCCGAGGGGCCGCCGCCCGGAUCCCAGCGCGCGGGCUGCGAAGGCACCACGUGUCCGGCCCGGGCAGGCGCGGGCGGAGCGGGCAGUGCCCGGCUCCCAGAGCCCGAGCGCACACCCGCGGAGGCGCCGGGUGCCGUCCGCACCCGACGCCGGGCCAGCCGCGCCCCGGCCUCCCGGGCGCGUGCGGAUGCCUCCUCCUGGACGGCGCGAUGGGGCCUUUCUGGGAGAGAAAGGGUGCCACCUCCUGGACGGCGGCAGCGGCGGCGCGAGGAGCCGGCGGGCGGCAGCGCGAUGGGACCCCUUCGGGAGACCAAGACGCUGAGCCCAGAAGGAGCAGACUGGAGUUCAGAGGGGGCAACAAGUGUCCUUUUGUUUUCUCUCUGGUGUCCGACUUGGAGAUGGAGCUGAGAGCACAGCGUCAUGAGAAGGAGAUCGCCCGAAGCCGGAUUCCCCGCUUGAUUCUUCGGCCCCAUCUGCCUCAGCAGCAGCACAAGGUGUCCCCAGCUUCUGAGUCUCCCUUCUCGGAGGAAGAGAGCAGAGACUUCAACCCCAGCAGCUCUGGGCGCUCAGCGAGGACCGUGAGCAGCAACAGCUUCUGCUCAGAUGACACAGGCUGCCCUAGUAGCCAGUCAGUAUCGCCUGUGAAGACUCCCUCCGAUGCUGGGAACAGCCCCAUUGGCUUUUGCCCUGGAAGUGAUGAAGACUUUACCAGAAAGAAAUGCACAAUUGGAAUGGUUGGUGAGGGAAGCCUCCAGUCAGCGCGACACAAGAAGGAACAGAAGUCAGGCCUUGUAAAGCCAGCACACAGGGUCCGGUGUGUAUCGAGGGCACAGUCGACAUUGGUUGAUCUCAACAGCAAAGGUAGUGAAGCCGAUUUUAGCUCCUCGAGCAGCACCGGCAGCAUCUCGGCUCCUGAGGUCCCCAUGUCUGCCGCCGGGAGCAAGCGGUCCUCUUUCUCACGCAAUCGAGGUCCCCACGGGCGGAGCAAUGGAGCUUCGUCCUACAAGUCUGGCAACAGCCCACCCUCCCCGCGGGAGAAGGACCUUCUGGCCAUGCUUUGCAGGAACCAGCUGAGUCCCGUGAACAUCCACCCCAGUUAUGCGCCUUCUUCCCCCAGCAGCAGCAACUCCGGCUCCUACAAAGGAAGUGACUGUAGUCCUGUCAUGAGGCGGUCUGGAAGGUACAUGUCCUGUGGUGAAAAUCAUGGUGUCAAACCCCCAAAUCCAGAGCAGUACUUGACUCCUCUGCAGCAAAAAGAGGUUACGGUGAGACACCUGAAGACCAAGCUCAAGGAGUCUGAGCGCCGACUGCAUGAGAGGGAGAGUGAGAUCGUGGAGCUGAAGUCCCAGCUGGCCCGAAUGCGCGAGGACUGGAUCGAGGAGGAGUGCCACCGGGUGGAGGCCCAGCUGGCCCUCAAGGAGGCCCGGAAGGAGAUCAAGCAGCUCAAACAGGUCAUCGAAACGAUGCGGAGCAGCCUGGCCGAUAAAGACAAAGGCAUUCAGAAAUAUUUUGUGGACAUCAACAUUCAGAACAAGAAGCUGGAGUCGCUCCUGCAGAGCAUGGAGAUGGCGCACAGCGGCUCGCUGAGGGACGAGCUGUGCCUCGACUUCCCCUGUGAGUCCCCGGAGAAGGGCUUGGUCCUCGGCGCGGCCUUGGGGCCGACGGAGGAUGCUCUGUCCUCCGAGGAGCCGGCCACGGAGGAAGGGGCCGACAGCGAGCUGCUGGGGGCAGACGGCGCGGCCCCCGUCGAGGAUGUGUUGGAGGAGCUGGUGACAGGCGCCAUCCCGGAGCCGGAGCUGCCCGGCGCCGAGGUCGUGGCGCUGGGCGGCGAGGCGGCGGCGGCGGGCCGCGGAGGGCGCCGCGCGGUGGCGGAGCGGGCGGUGCAGACCGACGUGGUGCCCUACAGCCCGGCCUUCUCCGAGCUCCUCCGGCACGUGCUCCGGCUGCAGGACCCCUGUCCCUCCUCCAGCGCCGCGACCCCCGACGAGGAGUCCGGGGACGACUCGACCGAUAGCUUCCCGGAGCCCAUCUCCGCCUUCGUGGUCGAUUUAACUCCCCGGAAUCCCAACUCGGCCAUCCUGUUGUCUCCUGUGGAGACCCCGUCCCCCGCGGCCGGGCCCGAGGCGCGUGGGAACCGCCUCAUGAGAGAGCUGGAUUUUGCGGGCUCGGAAGCAGCGGCGGCGGAGGAGGUGAGGCCAGACGGCCCGGGCCCACUGGCCCGCGCGGGGGGCAUCGCCGGGCGCUACUGGAGCCGCAGCUUCCUGGUGGAUCUGCUGGCCGUGGGGGCCCCCGUGGUCCCCACGGUGCUGUGGGCGUUCAGUACUCAGAGGGGGGGCACGGAUCCCCUGUACAACAUCGGGGCCCUGCUGCGGGGCUGCUGCGUGGUGGCCUUGCACUCGCUCCGCCGCACCGCCGAGCACAUCAAAACCUAAAGAGACGAUGUGGCUUCGGGGCGCGGGGGGGGGGCGGGGGGUGGGCCCGCCUGCCCUGCCCGGUGCGGAACGGUGCCCGGUGGAGAAGCCGCGGGGUCGACCGGUGGCGGGCCUGGUUCUGUCGUUCUUUGCUCCUCGGUAUUUGAUUUGCACUAUAUUUAGUUGAAAGCCUGUUCGCUGUUGAAAACAGGAGGUAUCUUCAAAGGCGUGGAGGCCUGGUUCGAGUCAAUGUCCCACCGGUGUGAUAGAGAAAGCAUGUUCGUGACCCUGCCCUUGUCGUCCGAGGUACCCGUGCUUAUUAUCCUAGUGGUUCAGGAAGAGAAAAUGCAGUUUGCACUUUCAAGACAGCUUCUGUAAGGCUGGCAUGCUAUCUCCUUGCUUCGCUUUGUGCCGUUCUUCAAAAAUGUGUAAUUGUUAACAGCAUUCCAAUGGUCUUGUGCAUAGCAGGGGACUGUAACCAAAAAUAAAAAUGUAUUUGUGUAAUGGGUUGGAAGAAGUCUUGAAUAGCUCUUUAGUGUCUUACUUGGGGUUGAUAAGGUUUGAGUGUUUGCAGUUGUUUAUUUUUAACUAAAUGUAGCUCCAGAGUCUGAAAUGGCUUGUGUGUUCCUAAACCUGGUAAUUGAUGAAACUGUAUGUAAGGUUUACAUUGUAUUAACUUAUUUUUUGCUUAUUCUAUAUAGUGUUUUGUUGAAAAUCAUUUGUAACCACACACUUCAGCAUGAUGAAAAUAAAGAUUAGUGUUUCCAUUGAAAUAAAUGUUCUAUCCUCCUAUAAAA
This is a messenger RNA of Cervus elaphus (red deer), 3217 nucleotides long. RefSeq names its product syntabulin (gene SYBU). NCBI's taxonomy places the organism in Eukaryota, Metazoa, Chordata, Mammalia, Artiodactyla, Cervidae. Gene Ontology annotation, biological process: synapse maturation; axonal transport of mitochondrion. Bases 219 to 2441 code for a protein of 740 amino acids. The transcript has 9 exons. Gene Ontology annotation, cellular component: cytoplasmic microtubule; vesicle. The record is from RefSeq and is a predicted model, not a curated record.